Messenger RNA from Peromyscus eremicus (cactus mouse), 928 nucleotides. It is a transcript of the gene Crybb2, whose product is annotated as crystallin beta B2. Gene Ontology annotation, biological process: lens development in camera-type eye; visual perception. The record is from RefSeq and is a predicted model, not a curated record. The coding region runs from base 201 to 872 and encodes 223 amino acids. The transcript is spliced from 4 exons. Gene Ontology annotation, molecular function: structural constituent of eye lens. NCBI's taxonomy places the organism in Eukaryota, Metazoa, Chordata, Mammalia, Rodentia, Cricetidae.
GGUUCAUCUCUAGCACUGCAUGGACAUAAAUGGGAGGACACCAUGAUGUCCUCUCUCGCGACUGAGCUGACCUUGGCGCCCAUCAUCCUGACAGCUUCCCCGCUCCUGGUUGGCUCUGCCACUCAUCUUACUGGCAGAGGAACUGAGGCUCGGAGAGCAGCGCCUUCAGGCUCCAGGUCUCCGGCCCUCACUCACGCUUUAUGCCUGUUGUGAAUCGGAGGGGUGGAGGCCUGCGGCCCCAAGGCUCUCUGAGGUGGCUGCUCACCUCCUGCUCUUCCCACGGUCUGACUCCUUCCCAUGCCCUCCAGAUCAUCAUCUUCGAGCAGGAGAACUUCCAGGGUCACUCCCAUGAGCUCAGCGGGCCCUGCCCCAACCUGAAGGAGACCGGCAUGGAAAAGGCAGGUUCCGUCCUGGUGCAGGCUGGACCCUGGGUGGGGUAUGAGCAGGCCAAUUGCAAGGGCGAGCAGUUUGUGUUCGAAAAGGGUGAAUACCCACGCUGGGACUCCUGGACCAGCAGCCGGAGGACAGACUCCCUGAGCUCUCUGAGGCCCAUCAAAGUGGACAGCCAAGAGCACAAGAUCAUCCUGUAUGAGAACCCCAAUUUUACCGGUAAGAAGAUGGAGAUCGUAGAUGACGAUGUGCCCAGCUUCCAUGCCCACGGGUACCAGGAGAAGGUGUCUUCCGUGCGGGUGCAGAGUGGCACGUGGGUUGGGUACCAGUACCCCGGCUACCGUGGCCUGCAGUACCUGCUGGAGAAGGGGGACUACAAGGACAACAGUGACUUCGGGGCCCCUCACCCCCAGGUGCAGUCUGUGCGCCGCAUCCGUGACAUGCAGUGGCACCAGAGAGGCACCUUCCACCCCUCCAGUUAGAGCCCCGACCUUCCCCUCCCCUGGAGCCAGGCCCACCACCCCGGGGCCUCCUGACA